This is a messenger RNA of Daphnia pulex (common water flea), 3615 nucleotides long. RefSeq lists its product as uncharacterized. The record is from RefSeq and is a predicted model, not a curated record. Gene Ontology annotation, biological process: regulation of transcription by RNA polymerase II. Gene Ontology annotation, cellular component: nucleus. Bases 197 to 3418 code for a protein of 1073 amino acids. NCBI's taxonomy places the organism in Eukaryota, Metazoa, Arthropoda, Branchiopoda, Diplostraca, Daphniidae. Gene Ontology annotation, molecular function: DNA-binding transcription factor activity, RNA polymerase II-specific. The transcript is spliced from 5 exons.
UUUUCCAGUAUUUGCUCUGCUUUUGAAACGAUCAAACGAUAGAAAACGUUUUGGAAUUUUGUUACAACAGACGCAAUACCUCUGUGGCAGUACUGUAGAAGAAAGCUUCUUUGGUCGUGUUUGAUAAUAGUUAUUCGAAUCCAAGUUUUUUAAAAGAAGUUACUUAACCUUAGACUAAAUCAAAAAGUGAAAGGAAAUGAUUGCUCCUACACGAUGUCUUUUUCUGGAAAAUUGUCAUCUAUAUUACCCAUUUGGAAACACUCGAGUUCGAAACGUUCUGAAAGAUUUCAAUAACAAAAGCUUUGGUAAGAAGACUGGCAGUACACCUACUCAGGUUCUAUUUCUUGGAUCUGGGGACAUGAGAAACACACUUCAGGCAACAACAACUGAGCAUGUCAAUAGUUUUCACUUCCAUCUCAACGAUAAUUGUCCAUCAAUUCUGGCUCGCAACAUCAUGAUGUUGAAAAUUUUAUCAGCUCAAGAUUUCGAUCCCAAUAAGGAACAAGAUUUCAGCUUUCUGUGGGAUGUUUGGUAUAAUACUGAAUGGCCAGAGGUCACUAGAAAAAGAUUUCUCAUUGCUUUAAAUGAGCUGUUGGAUGACAAGUUACCAGAAAAUGUUAUUGUUCCUGAUCCGAUGCAUUACAAAAGUCUGAAGAAAAUCUGGAAAGUUUGGUACACUAUUUCUUCAAGAAACCAAUCAGAAUCUGAAAUGCUAUUGUGUAAAACCAAGAAAAAGAGGUCUGAAGUUAUUGUGACAUCGCAUGAAUUGGUCAUGUCCCCCCCUCACAAUUCAGAUGAAAAAAUAACCAACACCGCAGCUUUUUCUAGAGCAGUAAACGAGAUUACCCAGAAUUUAAUGAAGAGAUAUAUGAUAGAAGAAAUGGAUGACUCCGUGGGGCGGAUAAUUGAGCAGGAAUUUCAAGCGUUUUACGAAAGAGGCAGCUGCCGACUCCAAAAUGAAUUGAAAACGGUGUGUAUUAAUCCGACGUUUCUAAAUCCAGACACCGAGCAAUGGCAAGUCUUCCACUCAUUGUGCCCUUUCCGUGGGUAUCUUCCAUUAUCGCAAGAAGAAAUGAUAACGUCAGUUAAAGACAAAAUUCUUCUACCAACGUGCCAAAAAAUCCUUAAAAACCUUGUGGCAUCCUACCGCAGUCGUAUUGCAAACAUCAAAGUAUUUUUCUACUUGGAAGAUGCCCUGGAAUUUUGUUUCACGAACGCAAACAAGUUUGACGUCAUCGACUGUUCUAACCUCGCAGAUCAUAUUGGACUUGCUAAUCUACUCAACGCUGCAAGUGGAAGAUUGUCGAAUAAUCCGGGAGCCGUUUUGUUUACUGAAAGUAUGGAUUGGGGCGAAUUCGCUCCUUCUGUGGAGAUGUACGUCGAACAUGUUCUUUGCUGCCCUUUGAGCAUGAUCCCCACAAUUUAUGGAUUGAAACUGAAUGAGCACGUGGAACUUGGAUCUCUGUGUCUACCUAGUUGGUAUUUCGCCGCCCCGCCCAACCUUUCCUGGCAGAAAGCAAUUCCUUUUCAGAAUAUUGUUAUGUCUCCUUCCUCCACUCUUACGGAUUUUUUAAACCAGCUGGCCCAGAAAUGUUUCGUUAGCGAGCGCCUUCCAGACAGCAGUCGGGUUUUGAGUCAUCGAAUGGCAGCGUUAGAGAGGCAUUUCUCUCCGUUAACAUUUCACUACAUCGUCAGUUCCAUGACACAACGCCUUGGAGGAGAUCACUGGUUCAAAGAUGCUCACCUAUUGGAAAUUCCUGCCGUUUUCAACAUCACAAGACGUACAAUGGAGGCAUGGGAAAAAGGCCAGGAAAUUUUGAAGAUGACAGCAGAAAUCCCAAUCAACUCUAUUAACGGAGAUGCCUUAAAGAUAUUAAUUCCGCAGUUGGGUGCACCUACUUUUCGAUUGGUUCUCGUGCCUUGUAGUGUGACGUUUGACAACCAUUUCAUUCACGGAAUCAUUCGCAAGUAUUCCAAUACCACCUUUUCCAGUUUGAAUGAAGCUCACUUCAUCGACAAUUUCUCACUACAAAUGAAAGAAAAAAGCGAGAAAAUUGUCGCUACCUUUUUAAUGGCGUCUGAUCACAACCUUCCUGAAGUGUACUGUGUAUAUGUGAUUGAAAGUGUGAAUCAUUGUCCUGUGCUCAGUUUCGGUUCUCUGAAAUCCAUGCACACUGAAAUGUUUCAUCUUCCUUACACGUUUCCUCAUCAAACAUCUUCCCCUGUUGUUGUUCCUCGUCCUGGAGCAUCGUUGAUGAAAGUCGCCAGCUGUAUCGAGUCCGAGGAUCAAUUCAAACUUAAGAUAAUCAUCGACUGUAACCAGAAUGUUUCAGGACUAACAGUUUCCACAGACCAAUCGGAACCUUGCCAGUCUGCCCAUCAAGUUACUCUAUCUCUAAAGCAGCCUUCCAAAAGAAAUUCUUUGACUUUGUCAUUUCCUUUUCCUAUUCUUGUCAACGAAAUCAGCGCUACUCUUCAUCGUACCGACCGUUCUAUUGAUCUGGUAUUAAAGAAAGGAUUGUUGGAGCCGUGGCCGAUUGAGUUUCAGUCAACCGAUGAAUGGAAAUGGAAGGUUGAUUCUUUGAAACAUUGGAAAAAUAAUGCGAGCCGUUACAUUUCGGAAUUUGUAAGCUCCACCUCGUUGGAAUUCCAUCUCAAAUCGCAAUUCAACUGGGAUUUAAAAUUGGACGAUCCAGGAGAUGUAUCUCCAUCAGUCAUAGAACCUUCCCAGUGGAACUUGAGGGCUGAGCAAUUGAACAAAAAAGAAGCUUUGCAAACUUUCCGGAAUAGGUUCCAGUCGCUUCUUGUUGACCCAACUACAAAGGAUCUCGAAUAUUUUGGUAUUCAACCAACUGGAUCGUCAACUACGGAUUGGUGCAUCAUGGUUUUAAUCCACAAGCCCCUUCUCACAUCUCCUCUGGGCAGUCCGAUUCUAUUGUUGACUGUGAUUGACAAACUGAUGGCCAAUAUCCUUAAGAAACAAGGGAAGUUGAACGAGAAGACAUAUACGAAGGAAUACAGCAAAACUGUCAAAAGUAUUACAGGAAAAAUGGGUAGAGUAAUAUCUGUUGAACCCUACGAAUUGCUGCUAUGGAACUUCAUCUUGAGACUCAACUCGACUAAAAUCGUGCCUGGUUCAGAGCAAACAAGACACCUUCCUUCGGGAAUGAACAGCUCUUGGUUGUUUGCUACCUUCAUGUCUCCGCUUUAUGCCGAUGCUCCUGCUAAUCCAAAAGGCUGCACCAGUGCGAUGUACUCUACACAUCCGAAAAUUGCCGACGAAAAUUGUUGUGGAGCAUGCAAGAAAGUCCCCCAAAUUCCGAAGCGUUGCAGUCGCUGCCGUUCCAUCGUUUACUGCAGUGUCGAAUGUCAGCGCAGUAAUUGGCCGCAACACAAAGUGCUGUGUAAUCGCAAGUAGUAAAAACAAACCAGCACAUCCCGUGAAGUCCGUUCUUGUUCAAUUUUUCAUUAUUAAUUUUGCGGUAAAUUUAAUUUUUCAUACCACAAUCUUAUUGGAAUGUUGAUAAGCAAGUGUUUGAUUGUCGCUGAAUGUUUUUUCAUGGAAAUUGGUAUAAAUUGUUUCAAUUAGAAUAAAAGCUUCAUUCAGAAAAAGAA